AUGAAACUCGUGCUUGGAUCACGACAUGCCCUGCUCGUCGCGAGUAGACCAAUGACAGCACCUUCGUGGUACAAAGAACACCGGCAACUGAGAAAGGAGGUGGACAGCAGUGCUGGUGAUGGCGACUUGGCGGACGUGCUGCACCAAGGUGGCCUUCGAUCAUCUGUGUGUCCUCUGUCGCAGCAGACUGCCCUGCCUCGAUUCUACCAUGCACAUCACUGGAGCAAAUGCACGUCUGGUGGGAACUGUGGUGCUGUCAAGCUGCCGAGGCUGAACACUCGCAAAUGCUUGGAGGCGAACGAGGAGGUGGCAAUGCAGGUCCAACGGUCUGCCAGGUCCCUCAACCCGACGUGUCUGUCAUACAAGCUCGUGAAUGAGUGGAAUGGGACGAUGUGUCGUGGUGGCCUCAGUCGGUAG
Mesocestoides corti is the source of this 417-nucleotide messenger RNA. The record is from the annotation of a GenBank genome assembly. NCBI's taxonomy places the organism in Eukaryota, Metazoa, Platyhelminthes, Cestoda, Cyclophyllidea, Mesocestoididae.